AUGAAGAACAAAGAAACAGUUUCAAAAAGUCACUACCUGACCCCUACCAUGAAUUCCAAAAAGUCGGGAGUUCUAGCGCCCCCUCCCGCGCCGAAUGCAGGCGUCUUGGCGUCCCCGGGCGUCGCAGCGCCCAAGCAAGCUGCUUUUGGAUUGCCGUCAUCGCAGCACUUGCUGGCAAGCGUCCAACUUCAGCGGCUGAAUAGUCAGUACCAAGGGAGCGCGGAGAUCCAGCGCUGGGCACUGAACAGCCAGGGGCCCCUCACUCUCGGUGCCGGGGUUCUAGACUUGGAUCGGGUGGAUGAUGAGGUCCUCGCCUCUCUGGUCCUGGAGAUGGGGCUGGACCGGGUCAGUGAGCUUCCUGAACUCUGCUUAGGACAAAACGAAUCUGAGUUCACUCCAGAGCUAUCGCCCACCCCCGAAAAGUGA
Rana temporaria (common frog) is the source of this 426-nucleotide messenger RNA. RefSeq names its product Cbp/p300 interacting transactivator with Glu/Asp rich carboxy-terminal domain 1 (gene CITED1). Gene Ontology annotation, cellular component: nucleus. Bases 1 to 426 code for a protein of 141 amino acids. NCBI's taxonomy places the organism in Eukaryota, Metazoa, Chordata, Amphibia, Anura, Ranidae. The record is from RefSeq and is a predicted model, not a curated record. Gene Ontology annotation, biological process: regulation of DNA-templated transcription. The transcript has a single exon.